Molecule: messenger RNA, 1013 nt
Organism: Opisthorchis viverrini
Lineage: Eukaryota; Metazoa; Platyhelminthes; Trematoda; Opisthorchiida; Opisthorchiidae
Exons: 2
Coding region: 194-964 (256 amino acids)
Biological process (GO): developmental process
Source: RefSeq, a predicted model, not a curated record
UUGGACGAUAUGAUUUUUGAAGUAAUACUUUCUGAUAAGCAGGAUGACUUGCAUUCAAUAACAUGCAGGACACGCGUCCUUAUCAUACUUUUAUAUAAAUCCAGGUUGGGUAAGCUUGUAUGACUCUCCUGUUCUUGGACAGCAUUAUUUUUCUUCAAUUUGUACAUGUUUUAUCGUGAUUUUUCAUUCCAGUAUGACCGUCUACUUGCGUGUCAAGCGACCACUCAAUGAGACCACAGUUGUGAGUGCUUUUGAAACCGAGCCGAUCAAGAAGCUAUGUCGUCUAGAUUCAGAUCCUGUCUCUCCAACUGUAUUUCGAUAUAUUGGCAGCCAGAAACCAGGCGAUAAAAUUUCGUAUGAUACUUUGGACAGCUUGAAUAGAGUUGAAACAUGGGGCUCUAGCAAACUGAUUCUGAAUACUAAUUCGGGGACGAUUCUCAGUGGUGACGGCACGCGAGAUGUAGACUGUGAGGUCAAAAUAAACACACUCAAGCGUUCUACUUCGACGUCACUCACCAGCAAAGACUGCGCUGGCCCACCGGGCAAAGUACUUAAAAUAAUUGACAUUGUCCCUGAAUCCACCCAACUCGACACACUCCUGAGAGAGCUCCAAGUGGGCACGAGUCCCGUAUCUAAACGGUUUUCAGAAGAAUCGGAAAUAGAUUAUGUGUAUGAUUUGUACCUACUGGAGCGACGAUCCCGUAAAAGACGUUCACGCAGCGCCAGCUCCUCUUCAUCCCGGAGUCACUCAUCACGAUACGCAGAGAACGAGAUCGUGUUUGAGGAUAUUUAUGGUCAGGAUGAUGAUGUUCACGAUGAUGAAGAUGAUUCCAACAGCGAAUCCAACUGGCGCAAUGACUAUCCGGAUGAGGAAGACACGACGGACGACGACAGUUCGUCAUCAUCUUCGGUUGAUCGAAAAUCCAAUGCAGAUUCUGAUGAUGCCUAUAUUUAUUCCUACUGACCAUAUCUCACAGUCUUGCCUGUACAUAUCAUUUAUAUAUAGCCCUACG